Messenger RNA from Anopheles marshallii, 453 nucleotides. RefSeq lists its product as uncharacterized. Bases 1 to 453 code for a protein of 150 amino acids. The record is from RefSeq and is a predicted model, not a curated record. The transcript has a single exon. NCBI's taxonomy places the organism in Eukaryota, Metazoa, Arthropoda, Insecta, Diptera, Culicidae.
AUGGCUUUCAUGAUGCCGGUGAUGAAGAACGAGUUCGAUAUCUACAAAGGGCGCCAGCGGCGGAUAUCGGAAUGCUCGAACCAAAGCAACUGCCGGUCGCGCAAAGUGUCGGAAAGUUCCCGGUCGGACUGUCCCAGCCUAUCCACCUCGCCCGGCAACGAAGGGUUCAUGUCGGGCUCGCCGGCACACCGUAGCCACCCGAUGUACAUGUCCCAUCUUGCCUCCCGGUCACAGUUCUCGCGCAAUUCGUCCCGCACGUCGCAAAGCUCGCUGAUCGCUUCGAGCCCUUCGAAGGCCAGCUCGGGCAGCAGUCCGCCGAAGGGUGCAACGGGACAGACAGUACCGGCGGCAGCCGCCGGAAGCCAGAGCAGCUUGAACAAGUUCCACUCCCGGCUGGUCGACAAGCUGCGAAAGUCGCUUCGCAAAAGCAAGUCGACCGAUGGCCGGUCAUGA